Messenger RNA from Penicillium chermesinum, 573 nucleotides. RefSeq names its product mitochondrial 37S ribosomal protein bS18m. The record is from RefSeq and is a predicted model, not a curated record. NCBI's taxonomy places the organism in Eukaryota, Fungi, Ascomycota, Eurotiomycetes, Eurotiales, Aspergillaceae. Gene Ontology annotation, biological process: mitochondrial translation. The coding region runs from base 1 to 573 and encodes 190 amino acids. Gene Ontology annotation, molecular function: small ribosomal subunit rRNA binding; structural constituent of ribosome. The transcript has 3 exons. Gene Ontology annotation, cellular component: mitochondrial small ribosomal subunit; ribosome.
AUGUCCAUGAGCCUCUUCGCUUCUCUGUUGCCACAAAAUGGCCUGAAAGCUGCUGUCCCAUCAACAUGCCGCUGGAGUUCGACGGCCGCUGCUGUAAGCGCCUUCACCUCUCAGCGAGUAGCAGCUGGACAGAGCCGUCAAACUGUCAGCAAACGCAAGGUAGCGAAGCCAAAUCGCCUACGAUUCUUGGAGGACCAGAAGGCCCAGAACGAGAGCCGAGCCCUGGAAAAAUUCCAAACUCGCAAUUGGCAGAGCGGUGAUAUCUACGCUCCUCGAGAUCUAAGUCCUGUUGAGAUGAAAAAAUGGGGUCGUCGGCAAAGUCCCUCAAGGGAUGCUUUUGAUGCCUUGAACUUGGAUCCGUUAAGUCUAUAUAAAAACUUUUCGAUCAUGUCCGAAUACGUCUCGCCUUUAGGCCGUAUCAAGCACCGGAACGAAACCGGCUUGCGACCUGUCAACCAGCGAAAGAUUGCCAAGGCCAUUCGGAGAGCUGUAGGACUUGGCUUGAUGCCGUCUGUCCACCGACACCCUGAGAUUCUAGCUUCGGAGACGAAGGCUAGAAUGGGAGGCUUCUGA